GGGCUCGCAGUCUCCGGGAUGAUGCUGCUGCCGUUGCCGCCGCGGAGGUGAUGGAGCUGGGGCACACACGCGGACAAGUGUCGCACAGAGUUUGAGACAAAGAGCCGGAGCUUCGAGUCGCUUCCCCCGCCCGGUGCCGCCCGCUGGACGGGCUCUUUCUGGACCGCAGGCCGGAGGAGGGUAAAGAAAGUGUCGGUGACCAUGAAGCUGCUGAAGCCGAGCUGGGUGAGCCACAACGGCAAACCCAUAUUUUCAGUGGACAUUCAUCCUGAUGGCACAAAGUUUGCAACUGGUGGACAAGGGGAAGAUUCUGGAAAGGUGAUGAUCUGGAACAUGGCGCCGGUCCUCAGAGAGGAGGACGAGAAGAACGAGAGUAUUCCCAAGAUGCUUUGCCAGAUGGACAAUCACCUAGCAUGUGUGAACUGUGUGCGCUGGUCCAACAAUGGACUGUACCUGGCAUCAGGAGGAGACGACAAGCUGGUCAUGGUGUGGAGGAGAGCUGCAUUCAUCGGUCCGAGCACAGUGUUCGGGUCGAGCAGUAAACUGGCCAACGUGGAGCAGUGGAGGUGUGUCACCAUCCUGAGGAAUCACACCGGAGAUGUGAUGGACGUGGCCUGGUCUCCUCACGACGUGUGGUUGGCCUCCUGCAGCGUCGACAACACCAUCGUCAUCUGGAACGCUCGUAAAUUCCCAGAGAUGGUCACAUGUCUGCGGGGACACACUGGGCUGGUGAAAGGCCUGACCUGGGACCCGGUGGGGAAGUACAUCGCCUCCCAGGCCGACGACCACAGCCUCAAGGUGUGGAGGACGAUGGACUGGCAGAUGGAGGCCAACAUCACCAAGCCCUUCAACGAGUGCGGCGGGACGACCCACGUCCUGCGUCUGUCCUGGUCCCCUGACGGUCAGUAUCUGGUGUCGGCUCACGCCAUGAACAACUCCGGCCCCACGGCCCAGAUCGUGGAGAGGGACGGCUGGAAGACCAACAUGGACUUCGUGGGUCACCGCAAAGCUGUGACCGUGGUGAAAUUCAACCCAAAGAUCUUUAAGAAGAAACAGAAGAACGGCAGCUCCCCAAAGCCCAGCUGUCCGUACUGCUGCUGCGCCGUCGGCAGCAAGGACCGCUCGCUCUCCGUCUGGCUGACCUCACUGAAGCGCCCCCUGGUGGUCAUUCACGACCUCUUUGAUAAAUCGAUUAUGGACAUCUCCUGGACUCUGACGGGUCUGGGGAUGUUGGUGUGUUCCAUGGAUGGCACUGUGGCCUACCUGGACUUCUCACUGGAUGAACUGGGAGACCCGCUGAGCGAGGAGGAGAAGAACAGCAUUCACUCCAACAUCUACGGGAAGAGUCUGGCUAUCACCAGCACCGAGGCUCAGCUCUCCACCACCAUCAUCGAGAACCCGGAGAUGCUCAAGUACCAGCAGGAGCGACAGAACUCGGCCCAGGCCACCGCGGGGCCGGGCAGCGCCGGGCCCGAGUCCUCCGCCCCCAAACUCAACAGCGUGAUGAACGGGGAGUCUCUGGAGGACAUCAGGAAGAACCUUCUGAAGAAACAAGUGGAGACGAGGACCGCGGACGGCCGGAGACGGAUCACUCCGCUGUGCAUCGCUCAGCUGGACACAGGGGACUUCUCACCGGCUCUGUUCAACAGCGUCCCCAUCCUGCCCUCGGGCUGCUCCAUGUCCAAUCAUCUCAUCCCUCAGAUCAGCUCGGACUCCUGCCCGGGUCCGGCCUCCUCUCUGGGGCUGAGGCCCGGCAGUGACCUCCUGCUCAGCUCGGCUGCAGCCGGCGGCCUCAAGGGCCUGGAGGACAAAGACGGUGUGAAAUCCACUCUGCUGCUCACGUCCGCCUCCAAGAUCGAGCCGAUGAAAGCUUUGGACUCCAGGUUCACCGAGAGGUCAAAGGCCACGCCGGGCAUCACGGCCGUCAUCACCUCCAUCUCUGGACUCGUGCCUCUAGAAAGGUCUCAGUUCAAGCCCAAAGACGGUGUCUCUGUCCUGAAAGACCCUAAAGCCAAAGACGACUCCAGCAGCGACAGCGAGGACAAGAUGGCCACCAUCAACAAAAACCUGUCCUUCAGCAAGAGGAAGCCGGAUCUGCUGAUGGACGGAGCGGAGGUGGUGGAGAAGAGGAGGAAGGGACGGCCCAGGAAAGACAAGAUCUCCGCUCCCAUGGCCCAGCCCUUCACUCAGGUGACUCCUCCAGCCGAGCGGGAGCCGAGCAGAGUGACGGCUGCUCCAGCUCCGGUCGCUGUUCUCCGGCUGCCGACGCCCAAAACUCAGAAGUCCUUCAGUCUGCAGGUGAGCAUGGAGCCGUCGGUGUUCCUGGAGGUGGAGAACGAGGUGUCGCUGGUUGCCGGUUCGAAGCUCAGCCAGCUGCGAUGCUCCAGAGACGGACGCGACUGGAACACGCUGCUGCCCAGCUCAGUGGUCACGGCAGCAGGAAGCAGUGACGUCCUCGCGGUCGCCUGUGAGGACAGGAUGUUGUCUGUGUUCUCGUCCUGUGGCCGGCGGCUGCUUCCUGCCAUCCAGCUGGGGACCACCGUGUCCGCUCUCCACUGCGCCGCCCACUUCGUCAUGGCUCUGACGGCCGGAGCGGCGCUCUCCGUCUGGGACGUUCAGAGACAGAAAGCGCUCGUGAAGAACGAGUCUCUGAGGAACAUUCUAUCUGGCGUGGACAUCACGGUGUCUCAGUCUCUGCUGACUCAGCAGGGGGUCCCCGUCAUCGGACUCUCCAACGGGAAGUCCUUCUGCUUCAGCUCCUCGCUGGAGACCUGGACUCUGAUAGCAGACAAAGGAGACUCGCUGGUUCAGUGUGCAGACUUCAGGAGCUGCCUGCCUUCCCAUGAUGCACCUGUGUCCUCGGGGCCGCUGGCUGUCAUGCAGGGACGCAACCUCAAUGCUGGUCGCCUGGCGUCCCGUCUGUCCUCCACCCCCCACCACCUGCAGCAGAGCAUGACGCUGGCCUUCCUCGAGAACCAGCUGGCGGCGGCUCUGACCCUCCAGUCGGCGCAGGAGUAUCGUUACUGGCUGCUGAUCUACGCCCGGUUCCUCGUCAACGAAGGCUCCGAGUUUCGUCUCAGAGAACUCUGCAAGGAGCUGCUGGGUCCCGUCCACAAAUCUGCUGCCACCUCCUGGGAGCCCACGACUCUGGGUCUUCGGAAGCGGGAGCUGCUGCAGGAGGUUCUACCCGUCAUCGGAGAGAACCUGCGUUUCCAGAGACUGUUCACGGAGUACCAGGACCAGCUGGAGCUGCUGCGCAACAAAUAACACACAGGCCGACGCACACUGGGACUCGUCGUGGAACUGGUUUGGUUGGGCUCGGCUCGGCUCGGGUAAACUCUGACUGUUUCAUCUUGGGAAGCUUGAGACGCUGUUGAGGCCCGAGCGGCUUCAGGGCACCGGGACGUUUCUGUGCCGUCGCUCACCGGGGACUAACGGGUGCUUCUUCUUUUUUUUUAUCACAUUUUUUCACUAACGCCUUUUGUCUGUUUUCUGAGCUAUGCACCCCCCCCCCCCCC
Messenger RNA from Pleuronectes platessa (European plaice), 3518 nucleotides. RefSeq names its product protein HIRA. Gene Ontology annotation, biological process: chromatin remodeling; regulation of DNA-templated transcription; DNA-templated transcription. The transcript has 25 exons. The record is from RefSeq and is a predicted model, not a curated record. Bases 202 to 3267 code for a protein of 1021 amino acids. Gene Ontology annotation, molecular function: nucleosome binding; protein binding. Gene Ontology annotation, cellular component: nucleus; HIR complex. NCBI's taxonomy places the organism in Eukaryota, Metazoa, Chordata, Actinopteri, Pleuronectiformes, Pleuronectidae.